Molecule: messenger RNA, 492 nt
Organism: Haemonchus placei
Lineage: Eukaryota; Metazoa; Nematoda; Chromadorea; Rhabditida; Trichostrongylidae
Source: the annotation of a GenBank genome assembly
AUGGCUGCUCCCUCUGCUCCCACAAAGGAAACUAUCGGAAAAACUAAUGUUCCCCAACGAAUGGCGAAGCAAAACGUGCAUGUCCACUUCGAAGCCGGUCUACCGGACGACGAUCUGAACGAAUCAAGUGAUGACGAAGGCGCUCCUAUUCUUGAGGAUGAAGACAAAAGCUCUGCUGAGUCUCACACGUCAUCGAAUCAUGGCAUUUCGAGCCGAAUUCAAAAGCGAAAAAUGCCAGUGCGAAGGCCGACGGCCUAUGUUUAUGGCAGAGAACCGAUACAGCAGAAGAAUGACGACAACAAAACAACGGAGCAGGCAAAAAGCAGCGAAACUCCAUCGCGGCCCUCUCCUGAGAAAGCAAAGAAGCCUUCCACAUUGGAACAACGACUUCGAGAACUUUCGAUGAAAUACAAGCAACAAGAGCAAUCUCCUGAGCGCGAACGGUCAUCAACAUUGCUCCCGAAAUCACUUACUAAUGUCAAGAAGAAAUAA